CACGACUGUUGCGAGUACAUCGCAUCCCGGUAUACUAAACCCAAUGAACGUGUGGUAUUGCCCAGUCGUGGCGCCGCUAACUCAUCGUCUCAACGCGACGCGUCUGUCACUAUCACAUAGGUCCCCACGUGAGGUGGUCCACGGUAACUCGAAACUCGUUCUCCAGCACACGAUGUCGUCUUUUAAUGCCACUUAAUUCGAGAUCGUAAAACUUGUUGGACAGUUUUAUAUUCUCCGGUCACGUGCCAGCGUUUAGUGUUGUGUUUAUUGGUCUAUUAGUGUCUUCGUCGAAUUUAUGACUUGACUUAUUUUUUGUGGUAUACGCUAUGUAAGAAACUGGAGAAUUGAACUAUCGGAAAAAAAUGAGUUCUUAUCAAUUCGUGAAUUCUCUAGCUCAGUGCUAUGGACAGCAAGGCAGAUCCGGCGAGCAGGCCCAUCAAGGCGCCAGUCCAGGAGGUGAUUAUUACAACCCGAACGCAGCAGCUGCUGCUAAUUACCCUCCGGCAUGUUACUCGCCACCGCAGGUUGGUCCGCAAUACACUCCUCAUCCUUACGCUACUCCUGCACCAGGACACAGUCUUCAACCGACCAUGGGGGAUUACACCCAAUUGCAACCUACUCGAAUGCCAGGAGGUACCAACGCGCACCUGCACCAUCCUAGUCCUGGCGGGCAAAGUCCCGGAAUGCUAAAUCCUCCGGCAGCUAGUUGUAAAUACGCCGAUUCCACAUCUUCUACAGGCGUAGCUUCGCCGCAGGAUCUUAGCACCAGCGGCCCUCCAGCUCGGGCUACGCCACCGUUAAACAGCGCUCAGGCGAGCAACAAUUCUAACGCGACUAUUACUUCGAAAAGUUCCGGUUUAACGUCCCCUCUAUCGGUCAGUACAUCCCCUAGUGCAAAACCGCCCACGGGCUCCUCGACGGCUUCGCAGAAUCUUUCCUCUCCAGCAUCGAGCACCAGCUCGACGUCGAGCAACGAGAAAUCCGGAUCUAAUAAUAAUAGCAAAGGGGGUUCGCAGAAUCCGCCGCAAAUUUACCCGUGGAUGAAGAGAGUUCAUCUUGGUCAAAGUACGGUGAACGCAAAUGGUGAAACCAAACGGCAAAGGACCUCUUACACGAGGUAUCAAACGUUAGAAUUGGAGAAGGAAUUCCAUUUUAAUCGCUACUUGACGAGGCGAAGGAGGAUCGAAAUAGCUCACGCGCUGUGUUUAACGGAACGUCAAAUCAAAAUUUGGUUCCAAAAUCGAAGGAUGAAAUGGAAAAAGGAGCACAAGAUGGCCAAUUUCCACCUGGCUUCCCUCCAGGACGAAGGAUAUGCAUUCCACCAGGCCAUGGGGAUGGGAGGUAUGGGAGGUAUGCAGCGCGGUCUCUACGCCUGCGGUAGUCCCUACAGCUAGCCCUGGGCCACCUAUAACGGAGACUGCGGCCCCUCGUAGGGCGAAUUCGGAUCUUGGGGCAGUCUUCGAAUCGUGGUAACGCGUCGGAUCAUGUCGUGGAUUAACUAGAGAACUCCCGCGUUAAAUUAGCAGGAACUGGCUGUUGUUGAUUUAUGCAACUUGGUUAUCGAAAUAAUUAAAUUAUACUCGAGGAAUUAAAUGCAAUUUUUUUGAUCUUGCUAUUUAACAGUUAUAUUUGAUGUUGGGUUAAUGCAUGUAGGAACUUUUUUUCUUAUUUUAUUUUGAUGCUUAAUUUUUAUUUCAUCUUUUACGAAAAAAUACACUGUGAUAACCGUCAAAUUAAUUAAAAUAUGACUUAUCAAUUUCAUUUAAAUGUUAACUUACUUGACCUGGUUACAUAAAAAGUUACUGAGAUAUUAAUUAGUUACUAAUUAGCGUGUUGUUUUAUUAAGCAACUAUAAUAUUAUGUAGGUAUUUCAGAAUCUCAACAUUUGGAUCACGCUUAUAAAUAAAUUAUUUUAUAUUCAUUAUAUUAAUGAAUUGGUUGAAAAACAACAUUUUCUGCUGAUUUAAGGAGGGUUUUCUGGUGAAAUUUCGCAGUAAGAAAACGUGAAACGUCGCGAAAUACCACGAUUAACAAUAUUAAUUAGUGCCAAUAAACGUUAAGACGUGCGUUGGUUAAAAAAUGUGUAAAGCUGUGAAAAGGAAAUAGUAAAAUUUCUCAGCUCUCGUAUAUUAUUCUACAGUCAAGCUAAAUUAAUAAGAAUCGGACGAAAAACAAGAUGUAUCGAUAAUGCCGUUUUAUAAAUAUGUCAAUAACAAUAUUAUUUUUACAGAUUAUUGAUAAAUAAAUUAUUUUUAUUUCGUUGAAUUACAUAACCAGAAAAAUUAUCGACUAACAAAAAAUAUUUUAAUUAAAUUAAAUUAAUGGUGUUACAUAAAUCAGAAUUGUUUGUUUAUUGUAAGCAUCAAUAAUCAGAGACAAAAAUUUUCCGAAUAUUAAGUCGAAUAAUAUUAAAAUUAUAAUUUUUAUUAUUAAUUUAUUAUUUCAAUACAAUGUAUGUACCUAUCUGAAAACUGUUUUAACCAAUCAUCGUUUUGGUUCUAAAAAAAUGGAAUUAAAAUAAUUGUGCAAUAUUGUUAAAAAAUAUUAUUUUGAAUAACGUUGUUAAAUUGAAUCUUAUUCGAUUUUUAUAGUUUCUUUAAUAUUCAUAAAACUACAACUAAGCUCAUUUUUAUUAAUUGAUAGUUCGAGAAAAGAAACAAGUGUGAUUAUAUACUGAUAAGGAUAAAGUGUACAUAUACUAGUUUACCUAUCCUGUAAAUAUACUGUCAUGGUUUAAAAAUAAAUUAUUACUUAAUUACGUACUGAAUGAAUGAAUAUUGAUAAACUGUAAAUAAAGCAAACUCGCAAUGGAAUGCAUCAUUAAGGAAAGACAUUUAUUCGAAUGACUCAUUGUUGCUAAAAAUUGCAAUGAAAACGUUAUUUUUAAAUUUUACUUCAUCAGCCCAUUAAAAUAUAGGUAGAUAUGCUUUUAAAUUUUGUACUUCGUAUUUCUAAAAUUUGACAGUACAACAUCAGUAUCAAUUGCUUCAACUUAUCCAUAUUCAAAAAGAAUAGUAAAAGUAAAAACGUCAAAUAAAAUUCUUUAAAAAUAAAAAUAAAAUAAUUGUUCUAUUCUUAGUGAUGCAAUGAUUUCUUGUUUACAUAUACCUCAUACUACACAUUUUAAGGUGUAAUAAUCAUUUCAAUCGACAUAUUUUUUCGAUUUCCGCAUAAACUCACAUAAUAAAAUUUAAUAUACAAAAGAAAACAGUAUUUAUACAAGUUACGUAAGGUAUGAUAAUGAAGCGCCGUACUGAGGAUUGUAAAAUUGUAAUAUAGUGUUUAUAUCGUUAGUUCCACAUUGUUUUUUUAUUAUUUUGUUCAAUUUAUUUAUGUAGGCGUAAUGUUUGUAUGUGUGAAACAUGAAGAGUUAGAAUGUACAUCUUGAUAAUAGUUACUGUUGUAAUUGUCCAAUCUGAAUAAAAUUAUUAAUAGA
This is a messenger RNA of Phyllotreta striolata, 3436 nucleotides long. The record is from the annotation of a GenBank genome assembly. NCBI's taxonomy places the organism in Eukaryota, Metazoa, Arthropoda, Insecta, Coleoptera, Chrysomelidae.